UCUUGGCCGAGGACCCGGGCAGGCAGGGGAGGCCUUCGGCUUCAGGCUCGGGCCUGGGGUGAGGCAGGGAGUUGAUCCCUGCCAGCGGCGGGUAGCCGCAACCUGGCGCCCUGCCCGACGGAACCACGGGGAGGACCGUUCCGGCGUCGGAAGACUGAAGGCGAUGCCUUCUACCUGCCUUUGCGCUCAGAGACCACAGCGGACAGCUGACUUGGGCGGCUGGGGAUGUGCGAACCGACGGGCUUUCGGGCCAGACAGUCGUAGCUGAUUCGGGCCGCCGCGAUUAAGCAGAAAACGCUAGGCUGGCCCCCCGCCCCCGGUACAGCCGUACGCAGGCGUCCUGCCCGAACCGGGAAGGCCAGACAUGGAGCGCCCGUCCCGUCCCGUCCCACAUGGGCUGGGGCGAAGUCGCUCCGUUCUGGAGGGGCCGGUUCCGUUUCCCCCCUCCGAGGGGAGGGGGCGGGAAGUCCGAAGCGGGGAGCACUGCCUGCCUCCGCGCCGCUCCCCAGGAAGCGCAGGCGGACCAGCCCCCCUGCGGCCGCGUUCCCCGUUCACCCGCCCUCCCCGGAUGGCCGAGCGCAAGCCGCCGCCGCCUCGUCACGACGGGGCCACGCGGAAGUGCGGAAGGCCACCACGCCCCCUCGGCAGCCCAGGCGGGAGGCGUCCCGUUCGGCCCUGGAAAGCCCCGCGGCUCUUCCGGCUGCUCAGCCUCCGCUUUCGGUUUGGGAAAGAGGAGGGGGAGGAGGAGAAGGAACAAGGAGAAGGAGAUGUCGGCGGCAGGCGCCUGUUGCGGCGGCUCCGGCCUCGGCCUCGGCCGCCCGCGCAGCCAGCUGGUGCUGCCGCUGCUGCUGCUGCUGCUGCCACCCCAGCCAGCGCUGGGAAACGAGGGGGGAGCCGCCGGGAGCUGCCAGUGCGAGAGGCACAGGGAAGAGCCGCUGCUGGUGACGCGCUUUCCCGACCGGCUGGUGGCCUGGGAGCCCUGCAGGGGUCUGGUCAGGUUUACCUUUCCCAAGAAGCGGGUGUGCGGCUUGGCGGACGACCCAUGGGUCCUCCGGCUCAUCUCUUGGAAGAGGAACAAAAGAAAGGGGGCUGCGAGGCCCAGCUCCUCUGAGAGGUGUUGCCAGCCCAGCGCCACCAGCAGCACCCCAUCUCUGCCUCUGAGCUCCGCGGGCCCAGCCCUAGGGCUGCUGAGGGAGACCCCACAGUCACAGCAGGCGCUGGCCUUCACGACCGCAACUGCUGCCCCUGCCCCUGAAACCUGGAGGAGCACGGCACUGCCCUGGAAUGAUGCCGUUGCUGCGGGCAGCCCCAGCCACGUCCCGCAAGAGGGCCUGCCAGCGCAGCACAACCAGGCUCCCAUCCUCUCUGCGCUUGCAGUCGUCCUUCUGGUGGCUGGGACCGUUGGCCUGGUGUACUGGCGGAAGCCCGCAGGGAGACGCCGGGCAGCCCUGGUCCUUUGAGCUAUGGGGGAGCCCUUGCCUCACUCCUGCCCAGGUGUGGCUGGGCAGCCCGCUUCCAGUCCCGGAGCAGAUGUAGCAGCUGGGAGGAUCCAGCCUUGCCCUGUGUGCAGAUUCUGGGGUGUCUCAACACUGAUGAGUGCUGGCACUUUCUUGCAACCGCAGCUAAGUUUUUUGUGGCUUGCACUAUUCUUAUGGACCUUUGACUUUUCCUUUUGUACAAAUAAAAAAUAUUUUUGUAGAAAAA
Candoia aspera is the source of this 1704-nucleotide messenger RNA. RefSeq names its product C-X-C motif chemokine ligand 16 (gene CXCL16). The transcript is spliced from 6 exons. The record is from RefSeq and is a predicted model, not a curated record. Gene Ontology annotation, molecular function: scavenger receptor activity; low-density lipoprotein particle receptor activity; chemokine activity. Gene Ontology annotation, biological process: receptor-mediated endocytosis; response to tumor necrosis factor; response to type II interferon. The coding region runs from base 393 to 1460 and encodes 355 amino acids. NCBI's taxonomy places the organism in Eukaryota, Metazoa, Chordata, Lepidosauria, Squamata, Candoiidae.